Molecule: messenger RNA, 921 nt
Organism: Candidozyma auris
Lineage: Eukaryota; Fungi; Ascomycota; Pichiomycetes; Serinales; Metschnikowiaceae
Exons: 1
Coding region: 1-921 (306 amino acids)
Biological process (GO): P-body assembly; cytoplasmic stress granule assembly
Cellular component (GO): P-body
Molecular function (GO): mRNA binding
Source: RefSeq, a predicted model, not a curated record
AUGUCCCAGUACAUCGGCAAGACUAUCUCAUUGAUCUCCAACAAGGGACUUCGCUAUGUGGGUAUUUUGGACAACAUUAGUGCCGAGGACGCAACUGUGUCGUUGAAGUCGGUGCGUCCAUUUGGCACUGAAGGUAGAAUGGCUGCUCAGGGGCUUGCCCACAUGGAGGUGAUGCCUGGGUCUGAUGUUUACGACUAUGUUGUUUUCCGUGGUACGGAUGUUCGGGACUUGUCGGUUUUGGACGAGCCUAUUGACGAAGUCAAGCCUCAGCCUUGGACUGGUGCCACCUACCCUUCAGUUCCUGCAGCUCCUCAGGCUUCUGCCACUGCUCCAACUGCAACUCCAACUCAAGGCUCUGCUCAAGGACCCACGACUGCCGCUCCAGCUCCAGGUGUUGCUGCUGGAGGUGUGGCUCCAGUUCCAGCUAUCACGUCAAGUGCUCCACAGGCUCAGCAAGCACAGCCCGCAAACGCAGCAAACGCUGCUCAAGAGACAGGUGUGUCAUCAAGUGCUCCUAUAGCUACCAAAUCGCUGAAACUUUCACCAAGUGCAACCACAAAGGAGCCUCAGCCAGCGCCAGAAGGCAGAACGCAGCCCUCAGACUCGGACUCCGCCAACGAGAACGGAGAAUUCGAUUUUGAAAAGGCCAAUGCUCGUUUCGAGAAGAAGACCAUUGCCGAUUCGAAGCCAAAGUACGACAAGAAGUCCUCUUUCUUUGACAGCAUCUCCUCCUCCAACACUGAGAGAGGUCAGAUGAGGUGGAGCGAAGAGAAAACCCUUAACAUGGACACCUUUGGGCAAGAAUCAUCUCGUGGCAGAGGCCACUGGAGAGGUCGUGGCAGAGGUGGAAGAGGCGGAAGAGGCGGUAGAGGUAGAGGUAGAGGCAGAGGCAAGCCUGAGCCAACCCCAGAGUGGGCAUAA